Nicotiana attenuata is the source of this 1212-nucleotide messenger RNA. RefSeq lists its product as uncharacterized. The record is from RefSeq and is a predicted model, not a curated record. Bases 1 to 1212 code for a protein of 403 amino acids. Lineage: Eukaryota; Viridiplantae; Streptophyta; Magnoliopsida; Solanales; Solanaceae. The transcript is spliced from 5 exons.
AUGACCAAAAGAUUUCUUGAUAAAUAUUUCUCAUCAGCUAAGACGGGCAAGUUUAUAAAAGAAAUCCAUAACUUCUGCCAAAAAGAGACUGAAACUGUGUUUGAAGCUUGGGAGAGGUUUAAGGAGAUAGUCAGAAAGUGCCAACAUAGCAGAAUUGAACUCUGGAUGCAACUCCAGGACUUUUGGGAUGGAUUGACACCGGCCUCAUGUAGAACAUUGAGCAAUGCAGCUGGAGGCUCGUUGAUGAAGAAGACUCCACAGGAGAUAGUUACAAUUCUUGAUGAGUUGUCUAAAGAUGCAAAUCAGUGGCCCUCUGAGAGUGCUGAAAGAAGAAAAUCAACUGGUGUUCACCAAGUUGAUGCUAAUACAUUUCCGCAGGUACAGCUUGAUGCUAUGGCUAAAAAAAUAAGGAAGCUGACCUUGACUACAAUACAAAGUGAGCCUCAUGCAACGUGUGAUAUAUGUGGAAGAGAACAUCCUACUUAUGAGUGUCAAGCCUCAACUGAGGAAGUGGAUGCUAUGGGGAAUUACAACUUUAAUGUAAUGGCUCAGAAGCACCCCGAUUUUUCAUGGAGUUCACCUGGGGGUACCGCAAAUCCCAAUCAGCCUAAUCAGUCUAGCAUAGAAGAUCUAGUGAAGGGUUUCAUUAUCAAGACAGAUGAGAGGUUGGACGCUCAUGGAGCAGCUAUCAAGGAACUGUGGGCAAGUGUUGAAAGAUCUCACUCCGAUCCAAAAGAUGUGAUACCUGAAAAAGAAAGUGGGGAGCAGCUGAAAAGUGAUGGUAAUAAGAAGAAGAAAGGUCAGACAAAAGUCGAGAAAAAGAAGAAGGGAGAAACUUCGAGAAGGGAGGAACAUGAUGAGGGCGAGCAUAUGCCUGCUUUACCCUUUCCUCAAAAGCUAUAUAGAGAAAAGCCGGACAAGCAGUUUGAGAGAUUUUUGGAUGUGCUGAAACAGGUUCAUGAAACUGGAGAAGGAGAUCGGAGAGAUAAGGUCUACACCAAUAUCAUUGCAGUUGAAAAGACGGCACAAAAGGAAAAAUCAGCUCCAGGUGGUGAGUGGAAAGUGAAGGGCUUAAAAGAGAAGGCUGCGAUGAGUGAGAAAGAUAAUUGUGGGGUGUACCCUAAGAAGGCGGAGAAGAAGUUGUCUGCAUGGAUGUGUGCAUUAGUUCAGGCGCGAGGAAUGGAGCCCAAUUUUGACUCAGACCCCGACUAG